AUGGUCUGGAGUACAGCACACGGCCAGACAGCGUCGAUGGGAAGCCAAGUUUUGAGACGUAUGUCUUCGACCGUGGCGACGUUUUGGAACAGCGACUCUGGGACUGCGUCCGGGAUCUUGUGCAGAGCCGACUGCUUCCCUGGCUGCGGCAGCGCUUCCACUGCCCAGGUGCCGCGUUGUGCACCUGCCUCAUGCGCCGCUAUCUCGCGAACGAGCGGAGAGCACACCCAGCUCACUUCGAUGCCCACACCGACCAGCCCGAAGAGCUUCGUUUACCUCGGGCCCGGGGAUGCCAUCCUCCACCGCUAUGAUCUUCGACAUGGCGUGGAGGUGAUGCACGGCGAGCGGUACAGCCUCAUCUUUUGGUUCAAGGACUCCUUGGAUUCCUGUCGGCUGGGUACGACUCCCUGGUACUGCGUGGCAGCCGCAGGAGGGGAUGGCGAUGCAGCCUACAACAUCGCGAACCUCCUCUACCUGGACGGCAAGCUGGCAGAAGCACGUUCCUGGUAUCUUGCAGCCGCCACUGCCGGACAAGCUGAUGCAGCUUUGAACCUAGCAGUGAUGUCCGACCAGGGCUUGGGUGGCGCCCGCGACCCGCAGGAGGCCCAGUGCUGGUUCGAGAAGCUGAAGCUUGGCAUCCAGCCAGCGAAGGCGGCAUCCGAGCGCGGCAAGGGGGCCGCAUCCCGGCACUUGGCUGUGCAGCAUCUCCAAUCUUCAAGACCAAGUCGACGAUGGCGAGGACUCCGCCUCCUUGCUCGCGCAGCGAGUCUGCACGACACGCAGGCACUGGUGCUGUUGCAUCAGCUACCCUCGGCUACCACGGGGCUGGACUUACACGGACGAAAUCUCUGCCUACGCCUAGCAGCAGAGAAGGGCAAUCUCCAAGCUCAGCUGGAAGUGGGCAGCGAGCUCCUAGAAAGAUGGUACUGCUUGGUCGACUCCCCUUCUUCCUUCUCGGAGUGCCAGCGACUCUGGGCCCGUGCCGAAGGAUUUCUGCAGCGUGCCGCGAACGCAGGCUCUGCCCUAGCUCCGGAUGGCACUUCGGCGAUCUUCCUUGCAGCUGCUCUGUAUGCGGAGCACUAUGUUGCCGUGCAGCCCUUGGCAGCCCCGUUAGCAAAGCUGAUCUCGGAAGAUCUCGCGGUGGGUAAGCCGAAGCCUGGCCACGAAAAAGACGGCGGCGAAGACCUGGAGCAGGAAGCCUCCGUGCUCGCUGCUCUGCCGCAAGCACCCAAGGAUCGAGUGGAGGAGGAGUCCGUGGACAAGCAGAUUGCUGCAUGCUCCGAGAACACCACCAUGGUCGGCGAGACCCGACUGAGAGCCGUUGACGACCCAAGUUUGGCUUUGCCGAAGCCCUCACGCGCAGACUGGAAGGCUGAGCUCGUGAAACUUCGAUCCAUGGCGGAGGACCCUAGCGUCGCAGACGACGAGAAAAUCCGAUUGCUUCAUGAGGCAUUGCAGCAGCGUAUCGAGGACACGAGGUCUAACGAAGAGGUCAAGGCCUCGGUGCUGAAGCGCCUCGAGACGCUGCAGAGCGACCAGGACCGAUGCGAGAUCGAGAUCCAGCGCAUCAAUAACAUCAGAGGCAAGCUCGAGGCCUGCUGCCGAGAGCAGAAAGAGACCAUGACAAACCUUGCCAAGGAAAACCAACAGAUCGCAGAAGAAGAACAGAGUCGCCACACAGAGCUCAAGGACAAGUUCCAGGCGGCGAUCAAAGAUGUGCAGGAGAAGAUGGACGCGGAACUUGAGGUUCGGCAAGGCUUCCUGAAAGAGAACGAUGACCUUCGAGGCAAGCUCCAAAAGUUCAACGAGACGUAUGAAACGCAGGAAGCUCAACUUGCUGAGCAGCAGGAGAACCGCAACAAGGAGAUGCAGGCGGCCCAAGAGCGAUUGACCGAGCAUGAGGCGAUGUGCGCGGCUUCCAAGGUGAAUGCUUCACAGCUGGAGAAGCAGAACGAGGGGCUCAAGAAGACGCAGACCACGCUGCAGAACGAUCUUCAGGGCAUCCUCAAGAAAUUCGAUGAGUUUUCCACACAAGUCACCGGCUCCAACAAGCGCCACAGCGAGUGCAAGGAAGAGAUCGACUCUCUGCAGUCGCACAUGGAGGAGCUGGAGAAGGAGAACGUCGAUUUGCGUAACAGCGCACGCCUCUCCGAACUCAGCUCCGAGCAGCAGGUUAUGCAAAAGCAACGGGAUGCCCUGGAGAAGCUGUGCGACAAUCUGCACAAGGAGAACCAGCGUCUGAAGCAGCAGCUUCCAGAAAAGCGGUGA
Molecule: messenger RNA, 2268 nt
Organism: Symbiodinium sp. CCMP2592
Lineage: Eukaryota; Dinophyceae; Suessiales; Symbiodiniaceae
Source: the annotation of a GenBank genome assembly